Messenger RNA from Papilio xuthus (Asian swallowtail), 1064 nucleotides. Its product is annotated as trypsin alpha. NCBI's taxonomy places the organism in Eukaryota, Metazoa, Arthropoda, Insecta, Lepidoptera, Papilionidae. Gene Ontology annotation, molecular function: serine-type endopeptidase activity. The transcript is spliced from 3 exons. Bases 54 to 1064 code for a protein of 336 amino acids. Gene Ontology annotation, biological process: proteolysis. The record is from RefSeq and is a predicted model, not a curated record.
AUUAUGACGUAAGCUGUCACAGUAAUUUAUAUUAAGUAAAAAUAUUAGAAAACAUGAUGAAGUCGUUAGCUCUGCUAGUGGUGCUAAACGUGGCGUGCGCCGAGAGCGCGGCUGGCAACAGGACGACUUAUGGGUUUUUCCGGGAGGUGGUGCGCGGCUCUGGCAGUGGGUCCGGCGGCAGCGCGAAGGGCGCGCGGCGCGUGUUCGGCGGCGCCGCAGCGCAGUUGAGCGAGUUUCCGACGGCGUGCGCGCUGCUGGACCGCUACUUUGCGACGCGGUGCUCGGCGGCCGCGCUGGCGUCGCACUGGGCGCUCACCGCAGCUCACUGUAUAUCUCCGCUGGUCGCCUACGUCAAGUACAACACUCGCCGCCCGUCGGCGGAGGAGGGCGACGUCUCGGCCGUCCAAUACCUCUACCGUCAUCCCGAGUACCGCGUGGUGCAGGAGGACGAGGGCUACGGCAUGGACGUGACGGUGCUGCAUAACGACGUGGGGCUGGUGCGAUCGCGGGACGAGCUGCGCCUGCGCGCGCCCCUACCACGCGACGCCCUCGCAGCGCUGCGUAGAUACGAUCCCGGCAACUUAAUGGAUGCUGAAGUUCAUGUGCUGGGCUUCGGGCGGUCGGAGAGCAGCGCGCUAGGCGAGGAGAUGUGGGGUGCGCGGCUGCGGCUGGCGCGCUGCGGCCGCGCCACCUGGUACCACGUGGUGUGUGGCGCGGGAGCUGUCGAGCCGGUGGGCGCGCGGGCUGCGGGUGAGGGUGCGGUGGGCGGCGUGUGCGCGGGCGACUCGGGCGGGCCGCUGCUGUUCGGGCGCACGCAGGUGGCGGUGACGUCACUUGGGCCGCGCGAGUGCGGGCCGGCGGGCGGCGCGGGGGAUCCGCCGUUGGGCGCGCUCAGCGUGUUCACCACGCUGCGGCCGUACGUGGACGUGCUGAACGCCACGAUGACGGACACGGAUGCAGAGCUGCGCAUGCGGAUGAUCUCCGCCGCCCCGCGCCCCUCCCGUACUCUAAUGUUUGUCGUUUAUAUAAUGUAUGACACUCUAUCGUACGCUUCAGUUACGUAA